GCUCUCGGAGAAGUGGGAUCGGGAGGCCAGUGCACGGCGCUCUGCGCGGUCAAAGGGAGCGCCCGGCGGCAGCAACGGUAACAGGAGCAGCAGCAGCCCCGGCGCGGCCGCCGCCUCCGCGCCCGGCCGCGGCUGCAGCCUCCGAAGGGAGGCUGGGGAAGCCCGCGUGCGACUUUUCCGCGGACUUUCGGACUGUUUGUGGAUUUACAUGCCAAGCCAUCAAGAUGAUGUCCAUGAACAGCAAGCAGCCUCACUUUGCCAUGCAUCCCACCCUCCCUGAGCACAAGUACCCUUCGCUGCACUCCAGCUCCGAGGCCAUCCGGCGGGCCUGCCUGCCCACGCCGCCGCUGCAGAGCAACCUCUUCGCCAGCCUAGACGAAACGUUGCUGGCGCGGGCCGAGGCGCUGGCGGCCGUGGACAUCGCGGUGUCCCAGGGCAAGAGCCACCCGUUCAAGCCGGACGCCACGUAUCACACGAUGAACAGCGUGCCAUGCACGUCCACGUCCACCGUGCCGCUGGCGCACCACCACCACCACCACCAUCACCACCAGGCGCUGGAGCCCGGCGACCUGCUGGACCACAUCUCGUCGCCCUCGCUCGCGCUCAUGGCCGGCGCGGGCGGCGCGGGCGCGGCGGGCGGCGGCGGUGGUGCCCACGACGGUCCGGGGGGCGGUGGCGGCCCAGGGGGCGGCGGCGGCCCAGGCGGCGGCGGCCCCGGGGGCGGCGGCGGCGGCGGCCCAGGGGGCGGCGGCGGCCCGGGCGGUGGGCUGCUGGGCGGCUCGGCGCACCCGCAUCCGCACAUGCACGGCCUGGGCCACCUGUCGCACCCAGCGGCGGCAGCCGCCAUGAACAUGCCGUCGGGGCUGCCGCACCCCGGGCUGGUGGCGGCGGCUGCGCACCAUGGUGCGGCGGCGGCGGCCGCAGCGGCAGCGGCCGGGCAGGUGGCGGCGGCGUCGGCGGCGGCGGCCGUGGUGGGCGCGGCGGGCCUGGCGUCCAUCUGCGACUCGGACACGGACCCGCGCGAGCUGGAGGCGUUCGCGGAGCGUUUCAAGCAACGGCGCAUCAAGCUGGGCGUGACGCAGGCCGACGUGGGCUCAGCGCUGGCCAACCUCAAGAUCCCGGGCGUGGGCUCGCUCAGCCAGAGCACCAUCUGCAGGUUCGAGUCGCUCACGCUCUCACACAACAACAUGAUCGCGCUCAAGCCCAUCCUGCAGGCGUGGCUCGAGGAGGCCGAGGGUGCCCAGCGCGAGAAAAUGAACAAGCCCGAGCUCUUCAACGGCGGCGAGAAGAAGCGCAAGCGGACUUCCAUCGCAGCGCCCGAAAAGCGCUCCCUCGAGGCCUACUUCGCCGUACAACCCCGGCCCUCGUCCGAGAAGAUCGCCGCCAUCGCGGAGAAACUGGACCUCAAAAAGAAUGUGGUGCGGGUGUGGUUUUGCAAUCAGAGACAGAAGCAGAAGCGGAUGAAAUUCUCCGCCACUUACUGAGAUGGGUGGGAGGUGCCGGGAGGGUCAGAGCGGGGAGCUGACUGGGCACUGCGGGGGCUUCCCCCGGGCCUGCAUCCCCCCAGCCCCGGAUUUGGAGUAUCCGCUAUCCUGCCUGCAUUCGGGUCUUCCUUCCUCGCUCACUCUCCUCUGCCCCGUCCUUGCUCUUCCUGCCCUUUCCGUUCCUCUGCUUAUGGGACUGGGGUGCUGGGUGUGGACCCAAGAGAGGAGGGAGGGAGGGAAGCGGGAGCAGUGGAGUGAGCGGGGACUGGGGGAAGGAAAGUGGAGAUUAGAGGAAGGUUUUUUGAGAAGCAGGAUGGUUCUGGGGGUUAGGGUGGGGGGAGACUUGGGAAAUGUAGGGAAAUGGGCUGUUUUUGACCAGAGACCCUUGUCAAAAUCUCCUGGGGACCAAGGAACUAUGUACAAAAACAAACCCACCAACCACCAAAAACUAGACAAAUAAAGACGAACUAAAACAAAACAGAAUAAAAAGAAAAAAUGCUUUAGAAAUUUAACUCCGGUAGCCGUAUUCUGCAGCUUCAUUUCCCCCUAAAGGAAGAGAAAAGAGAGCACCACUAGUAUUACCAUUGCCCAACACUACACACUCACAGGUACUGAGUCAAAAGCCGAAAACCAAACGAACCAGAAGGUGAAAUUCUGGAUAGCGAAGCUAGUUGUUCUAAUUUAAUUUUUCCCUCUGAGUCUCACCUCCACUCCAUCCAUGCUGUUUGAUUUAUUUUCUCAGUUCCAGUGAGACUCCGAUGGCUGCUCUCCAUUGCCAGAAAGUGAGUGGGGGUGCAGCUGAAAGGCGGGAGGAGGGGUGGCUGCCUGUUUAGGUGGGGGUCCAAGGUUUUUCCAGGGACCAGUCUGUACUACUGUGGCCUGGUCCCGGUUGGGUCCGGGUAUUUAGGGAGAAAGGAGCACAGUCUUUGAGAUGACUAAAAAGCAGAAUUCAGGGGCUCCGAAAUAAAUAUUUUAUUCUAGGAAAACAAAAUAAUUUUAACAAAGUUUUUCUCUUUCCGUUUUUGCUCUUGUAACUAAGAUCUAGAAAACAGACUGUUUCCAAAUAAGCUUUUUUCCCCCUCACCCAUAGAACUUGCUUGCCCUUUCACGUAUUUUUCUAUGUGGUUUAUGUUAAACUACCUACUGAAUUGGGUUUAUUGUUUUUCCUUCUUAAAAAUAGAUUGAUGGGGUGGGAGACACAUAGGAUAGAUACUUUGUCCCAUUUUCUCCACAGAACAAGACACAUCUUGCUUUUCUAGGUCCCCUUUCCUUCUCUCGUGGAGAACAUGAAAUCAUUGAAAUACUGAGAAGUUUCUGCUUUCAGUUGGAGCAGGACUUGGCUGUGAGAAUCAACUAAAUCCCAGAUGAGAGGAAGACAGGUUCAAAGCCCUCCAUUUGUUUCAAGAGGGUCUGCAUGUUAGGGGGGAAAACAGAACAACUGUGUUUCAUUAUUAUUAUUAGUCAAAAAAGUAAUUUAUUGCUGGGGAUAAAUGUUGGGUAGUAAGAACUUUAAUUUGCACUAUCAGUCUCCCAAAUAGAAAAUCAUGUAUAGUAUUUCAUAGUAAUAAUCAAGGUACUUUAUGAACUGCUGAUGAGUAAAAAAUGAGACAGUUGAAGGUGGUGAGGUAAAAUGCUUGCUUGGUGCACAAGAUACUCUUGAUCUCUUGUAGAGAUGGUUUACUGCCAUCGUUUAAUAAAAAGAACUAAAACAUUGGAAACGAAACUGAGAAAAGGAAAAAACUUGCCAUUUGACAAGACUGAAAUCAUGCAUGAUCUGAAAGAUGCAGAAAGAAACACAAUUAGGUCUCACUCUGGUUAGGCAUUAUUUAAUUAUGUUGUAUAUCAUUGUUUGCAGCGCAAACAUUCUAUGCAUUUGAAACAGCACUAAACUGGGCUAGCUUUCUGAUAGACCGUUUUGUGGAUAGUGUGAUUUCACAGUCUACUGCCUGUUUUCACCGAAAACACAACAUUUUUGUCAUAUUCUUGUAUUUAGAGGAAAAGUAAAAAAAUUAUUGUAAAUAUUUUAUUUAAUGCACACACACAGUGGUUACAAUCUGCCAGUGUUAAUCCUGAAAUAUCUCACGGAUUGAUCUACCUGUCCAUGUAUGUCUGCUGAGCUUUCUCCUUGGUUAUGUCUUUGCUCUAUUACCCCUCCUCACUUCUAUCAGAACUAUUCCUGUAUGCCAAAAUACAACAGGGGGAUAUGUCCCAGUACACUUACAAAUAAAACAUAACUGAAAGAAGAGCAGCUAUAUGAUUUGGGUGCAUUUUUGUGUUUAUACUGGGCUAAGUCCUGGUAGAACCGGUCAACAAAUGAGACUCAAUUUAACCAAAAAUACAGGGGAGGAUGUUGAAAGGGGGAUGAAAUGAGGGGAAAAGGUGAGAAAGCUGUAUUUUUCUGCUGAAUCAGAAUUGACUUUCAGAUAACUCAUGUGAAAAGCGGUGCUCUGAAUAAAAUGAAUUCUGUAUUAGCUGCCUGUGUUUAUCAAAGUUUUUUUUUAACUGCAGAAAUUCUUAAACCACAGCCCUCACUUUAGAGUGGUGGAAAAUAAUAAACCAGGCACCCCUAAAAUAUUUAAAUACAGAUUUAAGGACAGAGGCAUUCUGAGGUUUGUGUAUGUUGUUCUAACCGAAAAAAUGUUGUAACUAAAUGAAUUUUCUUUGGAAGUCAACAAAUAUAAAAACCAUCCACUGAUCUGUCCAGCCACCCUGUCAAAUGCCUCUGUUCAUUUGGAACAUUUAGUGUGCCACCUACUGCUCCAGAGGGACAAGAGAUUCUUUGGUGACUUGGGACUAGAUCAGAUGCCAAAUGUACAAAGUUUCUUAAUAGCUGGGAUUAUAUCGUCUGACGUCAUACUAAUUUACCCAAAUCUUUCUUAAUUUUACCGGCAAAUCUGUGAAAGAAAACACUUGGUGUUCAAAAAAGAAUAAUACAUUUAAAAAGCUGUGAUUUUAAACAGUUGUUAAUGUUUAAAGAAAAGCACUAGAGGUAUUU
Molecule: messenger RNA, 4479 nt
Organism: Manis javanica (Malayan pangolin)
Lineage: Eukaryota; Metazoa; Chordata; Mammalia; Pholidota; Manidae
Gene: POU4F1
Product: POU class 4 homeobox 1
Biological process (GO): regulation of transcription by RNA polymerase II
Molecular function (GO): RNA polymerase II cis-regulatory region sequence-specific DNA binding; DNA-binding transcription factor activity, RNA polymerase II-specific
Source: RefSeq, a predicted model, not a curated record